Tetranychus urticae (two-spotted spider mite) is the source of this 1098-nucleotide messenger RNA. RefSeq names its product chromobox protein homolog 5. NCBI's taxonomy places the organism in Eukaryota, Metazoa, Arthropoda, Arachnida, Trombidiformes, Tetranychidae. Gene Ontology annotation, cellular component: nucleus. The record is from RefSeq and is a predicted model, not a curated record.
ACAACCCCUUUUACCAACAUAAGAUAGUUUCAUGACUGGUUGUUGCUGUAUCUAUUUAUUAAUUUCGCUUUUUUCUAUUCGUUGAUUCCAAUAACCUAAUUUUUUUGUUAAAUUUUAUUUUAUUUUGAUAAUUAUCAUCUAGUUCUUGUGUUUAUCUGUGUUUAUCAAGUAUAACUUGAUAAGAGAUUUGAAAAGUAACUCAAGAUUAUUGGUAUUAUUAUCUUUGAAAGGUAAUAAAAAUGACGAGAAGAAAAGGUAAACGUACAAACAAUACAUCUCAAUCCAGUGAAAGUGAAUGGAUUGUCGAGGAAGUCGUAGACAAAAGGGUUACUGAAGAAGGUCGAGUUGAAUAUUUACUUCACUGGAAAGAUUGGUCAGAGUCAACGUGGGAACCAGAGGAACAUCUUUCUUGUUUCGAAUUAAUAUCUAAAUUUGAAGAGAAAAUCAAAAAAUCGGGAAAAUCGACAGAGUCAAAUGGAACAGAAGUUUUGGUAGAUAAACCAAAUACAGCUUUGAAUGAAAAGAUUGGUGUUGAUAACGUGAUGUCCUCUAAUUCCUCUGUAUCAGAUGAUGCAAUGAGAAAUCCGCCUAGUUCUAAAAAGAAUCAGUCAAAGCAGAAUAAAGCAGGCUCUGAUAAAAUUAUGCACACCAUUGAUAAAAGUUUAGUUCCUGAUAAAGUCAUUGGUGUCGUAAACAAUAGCUCCGAAGGACUUUUGGUCAAAAUGAAGUGGAAAAACAAGGAAGAAAAGGACUUGAUACCUUCAUCGAUCGCCAACACAACUUGGCCGCAACUUGUAAUAAACUAUUACCAACAAAGAAUUCGCUGGCAAGAAACUUAAACUAAAAAAUUCUUCAGUGUUUUGUUUUUCCCUGCUUAGUGUUUCAUUUUAACCAUCUCAGCUGUAAUAAUUCAAAAUGACCACGGAAACUUUCACAAUCCAUGUGAUUUCGUUAGAAAUGCGAAGCAAGAAACUCAUUCAUAUUCUUGAAAAACACACCAAGAAAAACUCAAAGAGCUUCGAUUUUAAAAUUCACUGUUGAUCAUAUUUUUAAAGCUAUUCCAAUAAUAAACAAUCAUCUUGGAUCUUUUGAAAUUCA